Messenger RNA from Drosophila montana, 4903 nucleotides. It is a transcript of the gene ClC-a, whose product is annotated as chloride channel protein 2. Gene Ontology annotation, molecular function: voltage-gated chloride channel activity. The record is from RefSeq and is a predicted model, not a curated record. Lineage: Eukaryota; Metazoa; Arthropoda; Insecta; Diptera; Drosophilidae. Gene Ontology annotation, biological process: chloride transport; transmembrane transport. Bases 1106 to 4660 code for a protein of 1184 amino acids. Gene Ontology annotation, cellular component: plasma membrane. The transcript has 17 exons.
CAGCAGUCAAUGUCAGAACGCGAAGCGGCCGCGUUGACAACGGAGCUGCUCUAAAAUCGCUCUGCCAGCGGCCAACUUACAGCUUACAGCUAACGGCUUACGCAAAGCGAACGCGGCUAACGGCAAAAACAAAACAACGAAAAAAAAACAAGCUAGAACAAUAAAUACCCAUCGGAUGUGACCACCUAAUAUUGAGCACAGUUAAUUAAUUUUCAAAAAAAAAAAGUAGUUGCUAAUUUCUGUCUGCAUUUGCCGUUAAUCCAGCGCACAGAUAAAGCAGAUAAUGAAACUGUGAUACAUUCGGCAGUUUCAGUUGUCGCCGUUGUUAAUUAAGCCUUCACACCCUCAAGUGCGCCACUUCAAAUACAACGCAUAACGCCACACCACCCCGCGCCACACUAUCGCAGUUCGAAAGAGGCAACAACAAUAAGAAAAGGAAGCAGACGAAGAGGAAGAACAACAACAAGUCGGUUGCGCACAAAGUUAUCACCGGUAGCCGCCGAAGCCGCCGCUGCCUCCGCCGCCGCCGCAACAGCAGAACGACAACAACAGUUCCGCGAAGCAUAAGCGCUGUCAACGCCGCAGUCGUAGUGAGCUGCGUCGCUGCCGCAGCAAGCUUAACGCAUUUUUUGUUUUUGUUCGUAGGCGAAACUUUUCGAACGCGACUGCGCGCGAGCGUCGACCGCACUCCCGCACAGUGCGCCCAACUCUACUCACUCGAGUCGCAGCAGCGCUUUGGGAUGCGUUGGCGUCGCUGCCGCUGCAAAGGAAGUCGAUCUUGUGACUUGGUUGGUGCAACAAAAGUGCAGCUAAUUGAAUUUAAUGCACAAGCAAAAGGAAUUUGAUUUCAUUUUCACAUGUGACGCAGCAGAAGCGAACGCAAUGCGGAAAGAAAACGCGAGUGUCAAUCGAAGCAACAGCAGAAAUCGCACAACAAGCGAAUCUGCACAGUGAAUGCAAUGCCAAAAUAAACAAAGUACUAAAUAAAGUGAAAAUACAAAACAAUAUAUAAAUUAACUACUUAUUAUAGCGACACAUUAAUAUUCAAGUCGUCAGCUUUUUAUUGUGAUAUUGCAACUUGUUAAACGAAAACGAAAACUCAAACAUGAAGAUAAAUCAUAAAAACGGACGCGAAUCUCUGCUGCUGGUGCCCUCGCCGAACCACACGUUCCCCGUGCGCACGUGCUCCAAUGCGUCCUCGCUGCGCUUCAAUAUGGGUCACGAGCACGACAAGAGCCCCGAUGGUUCCGAGGAGGGCCUAGGCUAUACGCACACGCUGAUGUAUGGUCGUUAUACGAAAGAUCUAGGAGAAUUUGCCAAAGAUGAAGCCAGAAAACUCAAACUACUCGAAAAGCGACGAAAGCAAGAAGAUAAACAAAGGAAUAAGGAAUUGCUGGGCAGGCGAGCGACGCGUAUAAAACGCAUCUCAUCAUGGGUCUGGAAGCAUACCCUGGCACGCCUGGGCGAGGACUGGGUAUUCCUCGCCCUGCUCGGCAUCAUAAUGGCCCUGCUCUCCUUCAUCAUGGACAAGGGCAUAUCGAUAUGUACAAACGCUCGUAUUUGGCUCUAUCGCGAUCUUACUUCACAGCCCUUCAUACAGUAUAUUGCUUGGGUCUCAUUGCCGGUCUGUUUAAUAUUAUUCUCAGCCGGCUUUGUGCAUCUAAUCGCGCCACAAAGUAUAGGUUCCGGUAUACCUGAAAUGAAGACCAUUCUGCGUGGCGUUGCGCUGAAAGAGUAUCUCACAUUUAAGACAUUAGUGGCCAAGGUAAUUGGUUUAACGGCAACUCUGGGCAGCGGUAUGCCAUUAGGAAAGGAAGGUCCUUUCGUACAUAUAGCAAGUAUUGUAGCACAAUUAUUAAGUAAACUCGUCACAUCAUUCCAAGGCAUCUAUGAGAACGAGUCCCGCAACUCUGAAAUGCUGGCGGCCGCCUGUGCCGUCGGUGUGGGCGCCUGUUUUGCCGCGCCCGUUGGUGGCGUUUUAUUCAGCAUUGAGGUAACCACCACCUAUUUUGCGGUGCGCAAUUAUUGGCGCGGUUUCUUUGCGGCCGUCUGUGGUGCAACGGUUUUUCGACUGCUCGCCGUUUGGUUUCAAAAUGCGGACACUGUGCGUGCUCUGUUUCUGACCAAUUUUACCACCGAAUUCCCCUUUGAUCCGCAGGAGUUGUUUGUUUUCGCAUUGAUUGGCUUCGUUUGCGGCUUGGGUGGCGCCACCUAUGUUUGGGUGCAUCGUCGCUACGUCCUUUUCAUGCGCUCUAACAAACGUAUGAACAAAUUUCUGCAGAAAAACCGCUUUUUGUAUCCUGGUUUUCUGGCACUGUUGGUCUCCAGCAUUUCAUUUCCCCUUGGCACGGGUCAGUUUCUGGCUGGUGAGCUCAGCACACAUGAGCAGGUGACGCAGCUGUUCAGCAAUUUCAGCUGGUCACGCGAGGAUUUGACCGUGGAACAGGCUGCCGUCGUGACCCACUGGAUGACCAGCUACACCAGCGUCUUUGUCAAUCUGGUAAUCUUUACCAUCUUCACGUUCUUCUUUUCCAUCAUUGCGUCCACGAUACCUGUGCCCUCGGGCAUGUUCAUACCGGUAUUUAAAAUUGGCGCCGCAUUUGGUCGCUUGGUGGGCGAACUGAUGGCCUCCUGGUUUCCACAUGGCGUGCGCUACGGCGGUCGAUUGUCACCCAUUAUGCCAGGUGGCUAUGCAGUUGUCGGUGCAGCUGCCUUCUCUGGCUCUGUGACGCAUACGGUAUCCGUGGCAGUGAUUAUCUUUGAGAUGACCGGUCAGAUAACGCAUGUUGUGCCCGUGAUGAUAGCCGUGCUGGUGGGCAAUGCGGUGGCAGCGCUGCUGCAGCCCUCGAUCUACGACAGUAUUAUACUGAUUAAGAAGCUGCCGUAUCUGCCUGAUCUGCUCCCCUCCAGCUCCGGCAUGUACAGCAUCUUUGUGGAGGACUUUAUGGUGCGAGACGUGAAGUACAUUUGGCAUGGCAUCUCCUAUCAAAAGCUCAAGGAGGUGCUCAAGAUCAAUAAGACGCUGCGCUCGCUGCCCCUAGUCGACAGUCCAGAGAAUAUGAUCCUGCUGGGCUCCGUUCAGCGCUACGAGCUAAUCAAGAUCAUUGAGAAGCACAUAGGACGCGAGAAGCGCAUGGAGGUGGCACAAAAGUGGCAAAAGGAAGCCGAGGAGCGCGCCCUGGAGGAGGAGAAAAAGAAACAGGAAGCGGAGCUCAAGCAACGUCGACCCUCACGCUUCGAGGUGCUGCCCGCACCGGACAUACUCAGUCUGCGCCAGAUUGCCAACGAUGAGAUGCUGCCGCCCAAGAAGCGAGCAGAGACCAUGCACAGCUCCCUAACGCCACGAAAAUCCAUAUUGAAGAAAACCAACUCCUUCAACUUGAAGACCUAUGCGCCCGCCUCGCCGCACAGCCCCAGCAUCACACCCUACACCACCAUCACGGGCAACUCAGAGUUUCGUAUACGCUCCGCCUUUGAGGCCAUAUUUAAGAAGUCUACCACGCUGCAGGAUGUGCAACCGGAUCCGGAAAUGGGCUCUAUAUCGCCGGUGGCCAGCAACAAUGAGGUGCAAGUUCAGCGUGCGCCCAGUGCGCCCAGUACACCCGGCAUAUCCAAGAAGGUUCAGCUGCAAGCACAAAACAAUUGGAACUUUGUUACCGAUCAGAUCAUGCUGCAAGUAAAUCCUAUAACAAUUCAAACGAAGGGCACCAAUCAAAUGGAUGACAAAGAUGAUACCAUAACAGAUAAUACAGAUUCAUAUAAGCCAAUUAAUUUGCCGCUUAACGAUGUGAAUACAGAUAAGACCUGCAUUAAAUACAAAACAAAUAAAGUUUCAGAUAUUAAUAGACAUUCCUACGAACCGGCUGCUGUGUUCCAUGUUAACGAGAAUCACAUAGAUAAACAGAAAAAGCCAAAGAAAAAAAUUCAAUUUAGCAGCGAUGUGAGAGUCAAAGAUUCACCAAAUCGUAGCUAUACGUUGUAUAAGUUAUCCGAUAAGCAAGAAUCAAAUGAAAUGGAUCUAACGAUAGAAGAUGACGAUCAGAAGUCGAUUGUUGACAACGAACCGAAUGCAACUAAGAAUACGACUAUUAAAAAGACGAAAUCGGUGCAAUUGCCGAGGGAGCGCGUCAUAGACAUGUCACCGGAGGAUCAGAAGCAAUGGGAACUGGAAGAAAUGCUUAAGCCCAUCGAUUUGGAAAAGACACAGAUACACAUUGAUCCCUCGCCCUUUCAGCUGGUCGAACGCACCUCCAUACUCAAGGUGCAUUCGCUGUUCUCCAUGGUGGGCAUCAAUCACGCGUAUGUAACAAAAAUCGGACGACUUGUCGGCGUGGUGGGCCUCAAGGAGCUUCGCAAGGCCAUCGAGGAUAUCAAUAGCAAUAGCUUUGUGGCACAUCCGCGUGACGAUGAGGUCGACUCCAAGCCAGCGGUGGAGAAGCCACUGCUCGCAGCCAGCGCCAGUGACAAGGCCGUAGACAUGACCAUCACCUCAAUGGACUCAGCGCUUUCCAAUUCCGACAAUUGUUCCGAUAUUGAAAUGGAGCAUCUCAAGUCUUUGGAUACGCCGGAAGUAACGCUCACAAUGCCGCCAACCGAUACAAACGCAAAUACAACAAUACAAGACACAAACAACACACAGAACAUAAACAAAUCUGUUUAAAUUAAGCGAACAUCUUUUGAACCAUAUAUGUUAACUCGUUAGCCACUGCAACAAUGCUUGUUUAAUGCUGUUGCAAAGUCUGUAAAGAUACAGUUAAAUACUAAACUAAGUUAUGUCAUAAUUAAUUAAUUAGAUUGUCAAGUUGUUAUGUAUUUAUAUCUCGUUAGUGCAUAAAGUCAAAGAUAUCGUGAUCUAUUUUUAAGUUACAAGCAAUGCGAAAUAAAAGUUUAACAAAUAUUCAAA